Paraphaeosphaeria sporulosa is the source of this 387-nucleotide messenger RNA. RefSeq names its product ankyrin. NCBI's taxonomy places the organism in Eukaryota, Fungi, Ascomycota, Dothideomycetes, Pleosporales, Didymosphaeriaceae. The transcript has a single exon. Gene Ontology annotation, molecular function: protein binding. The annotation marks the transcript as partial. The record is from RefSeq and is a predicted model, not a curated record.
CUUCUCCGAACACCAUUGCAGAGAGUCUCCGAAAUCGGUAGUUUUGAAAUUGUACAACAUCUCAUCGACAAGGGAGCUCAAAUCGACACACCGCCGUCACGUUCCGGUGCCACGGCCUUGCAACUGGCCGCCAUGGAAGGUCACGUCGACAUUGUGGCGUAUCUGAUUAGCAAAGGUGCCAAUGUCACUCACCCGCUAGCUCAGGGUCACGGACGCACAGCAUUAGAAGCAGCCGCUGAAUGGGGUCGUUUCGACACAAUGUCUCUUCUAAUGCAGCGCGAAGUUGAUCUUGAUCGAGAAUACGGUAAUCCACCUCAGAGCCAGUACGAACGAGCUACGUCCUUUGCUCAAACGAAUGGCCAAAUGGCUUCAAAGCGGUUUGUCGAA